Messenger RNA from Wasmannia auropunctata (little fire ant), 318 nucleotides. Its product is annotated as SRA stem-loop-interacting RNA-binding protein, mitochondrial-like. The transcript has a single exon. The coding region runs from base 22 to 273 and encodes 83 amino acids. Gene Ontology annotation, molecular function: RNA binding. The record is from RefSeq and is a predicted model, not a curated record. NCBI's taxonomy places the organism in Eukaryota, Metazoa, Arthropoda, Insecta, Hymenoptera, Formicidae.
CGAAUCGAUCUCCCUCCUACCAUGAAUGCCAAUGUUGUCAGACGGCCCUUGAUUUACGUCGCCAACAUUCCCUGGACGGUGAGUCGUCACGAGCUGAGCCUGUACUUCUCUCAAUUCGGCGCCGUGCAAGAUGCCUUUGUAGCGUUUGACAAUCUGACCGGUCUCCAUCAGGGCUACGGGCACGUGAGAUUCUUGAAAAGAGAGGAUGCGGACAACGUGUUCGGUCGUAAGCAUUCUUUGGAAGGGAAUGAUUUAGUCUUGUCCAGGGAUUAGAAUACAAUCGAUAAAAGAACAAUAACGUUUAAUCUCGAAGACAUA